This is a messenger RNA of Triplophysa rosa, 1897 nucleotides long. RefSeq lists its product as uncharacterized. The transcript has 6 exons. NCBI's taxonomy places the organism in Eukaryota, Metazoa, Chordata, Actinopteri, Cypriniformes, Nemacheilidae. The record is from RefSeq and is a predicted model, not a curated record. The coding region runs from base 170 to 844 and encodes 224 amino acids.
UGAUGCUGAUGAGAGAUUCAGAGACAGACUGCAGGUGGAUGAUCAGACUGGAUCUCUCACCAUCACAAACAUAAAAACUAAACACUCUGGACUUUAUGAAGUCGAUAUCAUCAGCAUCAAUAGACAUACAACACACCAGUCAUUCAGAGUUACUGUCAGUGGUGGAGUGAUGAUGAUGAUGUCAGUGAUGGAGGGACAUUCAAUCACGCUGUACACUGACACUGAAAUGCAGACGUAUGAUCUGAUAGACUGGAUGUUUGGAGAUGAACACGCUCAGAUAGCUGAAAUAUAUAAACCAGACAAACGCUUCACUACGUAUGAUGAUGUUCUCGACGGUAGAUUCAGAAACAGACUGAAGCUGAACGAUCAAAGCGGAUCUCUCACCAUCACAAGCAUGAGAUCUCAACACGCGGGCGUUUAUGAAGUAAAGAUGAGCGGUAACAGACAUUCAUUACACAGGAGAUUCAAUGUGACCGUCACCGCGCUGGGUUUGCCUUUAGUUUCUGUAGUUGGAAUAUGUUUUUUCCUGCUUUUCCUUGCUGCCGGUGUAACCGCUUUUGUGAUUUACUGUCGCUGCAUGUAUCACCGCAGACUCUUUCUUUCAGCUCAGGAGAUGACAGUGAUGAAGGGAGAUUCUGUCACUUUACGUACUGAUCAUCUUACUGACAUACAGAGAGAUGAUGUGAUCCAGUGGAUGUAUGAAGAUGAGGAGAUCGCUCAAAUUAAAAACGCGACCAUCAAUUUUCAGCGACCAUCAGAGAGAUUCAGAGAAAGACUGCAGGAGAAUGAUCAGACCGGAUCUCUCACCAUCACAAACAUCACGACAGAAGACUCUGGAGUGUAACGACUCAACAUCAUCAGAUAUAGAAAGUUCUUCAAUAUCAAAAGUGGAAAGCUUUUAAAAAUCAUCAGAAUAAGAAAGCGUUCAUCUAAGAGAUUUCAUGUGAUUGUCAUCGAUAAACUCAUUCAAGUGAAUGUGGGAGAAUCGGUCACUCUUAAGACGGGUGUUACUGAGAAAGAUGAGAAGAUCGAGUGGAGGUUUAGAGAGGAAGAUACUCCCAUAGCUGAAAUCAAUCCUGCCCACAGUAUCUCAUGUGAGGAUGAUGAUGGUGAUCUGUUUAAAGACAUGGAAGUGAAUGAUCAGACUGGAGAUCUGACCAUCAACAACGUCAGACACGAACACUCUGGUGUUUAUACACUGAAGACCAUCAACGGUGGAAGAAACUCAUUGAGGAGACUGUGUGUGAUGGUCACUGAUCCAUCAGCAAAUGAGCUGAGAGAGUCAGUGGAGAUAAACGCGCCUUUGGUGAAUGGAGAAUUAAAUAUAAGCCUUAAUAUUAAAGUUACAGACAACAUCUGAACUACACUCGAACUCACUGACUGCUGUGUAUUUUCUGUUAAUAUCAAAAGUCUUAGUCCAUCAGUCCAAGUAUGCACACUUUCACUAUAGUACACAACACUAGUAUGUUGAAUGAGUGGUAAAUCCGUAUUCAUAAGCAGUAUUCAGUGUGUGAUUAUUACACUGAUGAUCUGCUCAUCCACACUGAACUUCUGGGGUCUUUUCUAUCAGUAAUGCCACAGGGGGAGAGAAGCCAUAAGAUUGAUCAAAUAAAAUAUAUAGAAAUACUUGUUGGGUGGCUUUUGUAGGGCAUCAUGCUUGCCACUGCCAAAUGCGAAUUACAAAUGAAUAAAUGUGAAUAUUUUCUUGUGCUUCGUGGUUAAGUUGUACUUGUAUAGGAACGUGAAUAAAUGUGUUUUGCAGUGGAUGGGUGGAUUUAGUGUUUGGACUAGUUUAUUGUGAGUUUCAGCCUGAGAAAUGUAUGAUUUGAGAUGUGUUGUAUUUAAUCUGAUUUUUUCUUAUCCAUGUAUAUAUAUAUAUAUUCUACAGUAUUAUUAU